Molecule: messenger RNA, 2603 nt
Organism: Macrobrachium nipponense
Lineage: Eukaryota; Metazoa; Arthropoda; Malacostraca; Decapoda; Palaemonidae
Product: probable G-protein coupled receptor 45
Exons: 2
Coding region: 188-1318 (376 amino acids)
Biological process (GO): G protein-coupled receptor signaling pathway
Cellular component (GO): membrane
Molecular function (GO): G protein-coupled receptor activity
Source: RefSeq, a predicted model, not a curated record
AAGGAACAGGAGGAAAUAGAAUUCGCAAACUGUCAACCCCCUGACCCUCGUCCUUGAUUAUAGUGACCUUAACCUCUCUUUUUGUCUUUCAUUAUCCCAAUGAAGAGGUUUGACAUCAAGAACAGAGGGAAAUCGUGAAUUUGGUCUGCUAAACAUCAAGAACUGAACUUCUAAGAGCAACAAAAAGAUGGAGGACUCGGACACCAACUCUCCAAACAACUCGUGGCAAGCAGGCAUGGGAACAGGAGAGCAGGUCUUCCUAAGCCUAGUUGGUACUGUGAUGGCCGUGGUUGGAGGUCUAGGCAACGGCGUCGUUGUAGCCCUGGUCUGCUGCUCCCCGGCCAUGAGAUCGGCCAUCAACCUCCUCCUAGCAACGCUGGCCCUCACUGACACGAUGGUCAUGCUUCUGAUGCUGCCUCUAGACGUAGUCACACUCAUAGGCCGAGAGUGGCUGCUUCCCGUGUCGCUGUGCUACGCCCACGAAUUCUUGCUCGCCGUGACGCACCUACAGGGCGUGGUCAUCUUAACCAUCAUCUGCAUUGAUCGUUACGUCAUUAUUGUGCAUCGACAAGACCGCCUGACGCCUUCCACGGCCUGCUGGGUCAUAGCUGGGUCGUGGGUGCUCAGUGCUUGUUUGGCAUUGCCGCCAAUGGUGGGUCUAGGCUCACACGUCGUUCCUCCUUUGCCCGUGGGUGUGACUCACUGCAUCUGGAAGCCGUCGACACCCCCGUCUCCCGGCAAUCUGUUUUAUGGCUGUACUAUGUUCAUAUUCGUGUACUUGCUCCCUAUAUUCAUCAUAGGUGCCUGUUUCGCCAGUAUUCUCAGGAAGUUCCAGAAGGCGUCGGCGAAGGUGCAUAACAACAAGGGAGACGCGACGCUGGACUACAACGGGAUAGUGGAGUGUCCCCAAGAGAAGCACAACGACAACAACGAGGCCAAGUCCUCUUCAUCCCGCCGAACGCUCGUCCCUCUGGACCUCCGCUACAAAACCCAGACUUUCACCACCAUCUCGAUGCUGUUCCUGGUGUUCGUGGCUUUUCGCUCUCCCUUGCACCUGGCCCAGCUGGUGAGUUUGUUCACCGAAGAGAAUACGAGUUAUCACAAGGCCUAUGUCUGGCUGCUGUGGUGGGCUUACUUGCAACCGGCUGUAAAUCCUGUCAUAUACACGAUUCGGAUCAAGACCAUAAGAGAAGAACUGUUUGAAUACUUCCCUUGCUUACUCCACGUAGUUUCGGGGCCAGCAAGUCGUGGCUACAGUCGUUCAGAUCUAAAGGCAAUCUACAUGAUACAUGAACCACGAUCGGGUGCGUCAAAUUAAUUCAGUUGUGACUGCUACUUUGCUCAGUAAGUGACUGCAGACAUUAAGAGCUUAUGUUUACUUAUGUAGUUGAAUGUCUCCACAGGCAAGCAAACCCUUUUGCGACUGUCACUCAUAGGCCCAGUCGAAAUAUGGCUUGAUAAAUAAUACUGAGCUGUGUUCAGAGUAAUCCGUGCAAUGUUUCUUUGUGUUUAAGGAGGUCACUCUUAUAAGAUAUCAGAAAGGAAAGGGAAAUAUUACCUCUUGAAACAAUACUUUUGGUAAACUGGACGUAUAAAUUAUUACAGAGUAACCAAAUGAAAGUUAGACAUUAUUUCCUUUGGAAGGAUAAAUAUUAGAAAGAAACAACCAGUAACUUACUGUGCUACAUAAAAAAAAGUGGUUGUGUGAAACUUUUACAUUGGACGUAGCAAUAUAAAUCUUGCUGAAAUUUACUUUUUAGAAAAACUAACGAUACAGUGUUGAAAUGUGUGCCUCAAAGGUUUUUCAGAUACUGACAUAAAUGACAGACCUGACACAGAGUAAUACUGCGAGAGACUGAAAGUUACGAAUGUCAGCUAACACUUCUUUUGGAGGAGAACUUUAUUCCAGGGGAAUUUGUGAAUUCUCCAGUUUAACCAUGUGGCAUGAAACUAUUUCCAUUAUAGCUUGAUGUAAGGGUGCAGUCCUGGAGAAUUAGAAAACUGUUGGUCUGUGAGUGGUGAAACUGAUCUGAAGUGAACCAGCUGGACUGGUUCACAUUAAAAGAAUGUUCUUGUUAUAUUGAUUAUUAUCAUGAUGAUGAAAUUUAGAGAAAACUUUUUGUGUAAAAGUGCUGAUCUUUAUUGUAUUAUUCCAAUACACAAUAAUUGUUUGUUUUCACCCUAGGCUACUAUAUGGGCCCUCAAAUGUACUUUCUACCUAUAUUUCAUGAACAAUGCAAUUUCAAGCUGAUACUACAGCAUUUUUUUAAGUAAUGUUAUAAUCAUUGUUGUUAUAAAUACUCUGGUAUUAAAUUACAUUUAAUUUAUUACAAAAAAUAUGACAGAUAAAUUAGAAACUGUCCACAAAGUUAGUAAAAAGAUUCGUUCCAGUUAAUAAGCUUUUUAUGUAAAUCAUUUUCAUCAAAGUUAGGUCUAAUAAUAUCCAAAGAGAAAAGUCUGGAAAUUUAGAACUUAAUUCAAUAGAGUGAAACUGAUUGAAAGAUAAAUAGUGAACCUGUUUUGGUUUACAGUAACUUUGUUUCCCUGCAAAACACACACACACACACACACACACACACACACACACACACACACACACACAC